CGGAGUCGCCGCCGCCCGAGCGCAGCCGAGCGCACGCCGAGCCCGAUCGCCACCGCCAUGGCCACCACGGUGACCUGCACCCGUUUCACCGACGAAUACCAGCUCUACGAGGAUAUUGGCAAGGGGGCUUUCUCUGUGGUCCGACGCUGCGUCAAGCUCUGUACCGGCCAUGAGUAUGCAGCCAAGAUCAUUAACACCAAGAAGCUGUCAGCCAGAGAUCACCAGAAACUGGAGAGAGAGGCUCGGAUCUGCCGCCUGCUGAAGCAUUCCAACAUUGUACGUCUCCACGACAGCAUCUCUGAAGAGGGCUUCCACUACCUGGUCUUCGACCUGGUCACUGGUGGGGAGCUCUUUGAAGACAUCGUGGCAAGAGAGUACUACAGCGAGGCUGAUGCCAGUCACUGUAUCCAGCAGAUCCUGGAGGCCGUUCUCCACUGUCACCAAAUGGGGGUCGUCCACAGAGACCUCAAGCCUGAGAACCUGCUCCUGGCCAGCAAAUGCAAAGGGGCCGCAGUGAAACUGGCAGACUUCGGCCUGGCCAUCGAGGUGCAGGGAGACCAGCAGGCAUGGUUUGGGUUUGCAGGGACGCCAGGCUACCUGUCCCCUGAGGUCCUUCGGAAGGAGGCAUACGGCAAACCUGUUGACAUCUGGGCGUGUGGGGUGAUCCUGUAUAUCCUGCUGGUGGGCUACCCACCUUUCUGGGAUGAGGACCAGCACAAGCUGUACCAGCAGAUCAAGGCUGGGGCCUAUGAUUUCCCAUCCCCCGAGUGGGACACCGUUACCCCUGAAGCCAAAAACCUCAUCAACCAGAUGUUGACCAUCAACCCUGCCAAGCGCAUCACGGCCCACGAGGCCCUGAAGCACCCAUGGGUCUGCCAACGCUCCACAGUGGCCUCUAUGAUGCACAGACAGGAGACUGUGGAAUGUCUGAAGAAGUUCAACGCGAGGAGGAAGCUCAAGGGAGCCAUCCUCACCACUAUGCUGGCCACACGGAAUUUCUCAGUGGGCAGACAGACCACCGCUCCGGCCACAAUGUCCACCGCGGCCUCCGGCGCCACCAUGGGGCUGGUGGAACAAGCCAAGAGUUUACUCAACAAGAAAGCAGAUGGAGUCAAGCCCCAGACAAACAGCACCAAAAACAGCUCGGCCAUCACCAGCCCCAAAGGAUCCCUCCCUCCUGCCGCCCUGGAGCCUCAAACCACCGUUAUCCAUAACCCAGUGGACGGGAUUAAGGAGUCUUCCGACAGCACCAACACAACCAUAGAGGAUGAAGAUGCCAAAGCCCCCAGGGUCCCUGAUGUCCUGAGCUUGGUGAGGAGGGGCUCAGGAGCCCCAGAAGCCGAGGGCCCCCUGUCCUGCCCAUCUCCAGUUCCCAUUAGUCCCCUUCCGGCCCCGUCCCCCAGGAUCUCUGACAUCCUGAACUCAGUGAGAAGGGGCUGUGGAACCCCAGAAGCCGAGGGACCCCUCUCAGUGGGGCCCCCACCCUGCUUGUCUCCGGGUCUCCUAGGCCCCCUGCCCACCCCAUCCCCCAGGAUUUCUGACAUCCUCAACUCAGUGAGGCGGGGCUCAGGGACCCCAGAAGCUGAGGGCCUCCCACCAGUGGGCCCCCCACCCUGCCCAUCUCCGACUCUCCCUGGCCCCUUGCCCGCCCCAUCCCGGAAACAGGAAAUUAUCAAGACCACAGAGCAGCUCAUUGAGGCCGUCAACAAUGGCGACUUUGAGGCCUAUGCGAAAAUCUGUGACCCAGGCCUGACCUCAUUUGAGCCUGAAGCUCUGGGCAACCUGGUCGAAGGGAUGGAUUUCCACAGAUUCUACUUCGAGAACCUGCUGGCCAAGAACAGCAAGCCGAUCCACACCACCAUCCUGAACCCACACGUGCACGUCAUCGGCGAGGACGCAGCAUGCAUCGCCUACAUCCGCCUCACACAGUACAUCGACGGCCAGGGCAGACCCCGCACCAGCCAGUCUGAAGAGACCCGCGUGUGGCACCGUCGCGAUGGCAAAUGGCAGAAUGUACAUUUCCACUGCUCGGGCGCUCCAGUGGCCCCACUGCAGUGAGAGCUGCGCCUGGUUUCACCGGACAGAGUUGGUGUUUGGAGCCCAGCCGCCCUCGGGCGCACGGCCUGCCUGUCGCAUGUUUGUGUCUGCCUCGUCCCCUCCCCUGGUGCCUGUGUCUGCAGAAAAAACAAAACAAAACAAAAACAAGACCAGAUGAGAUUUGUUUUUAAAAAAAUAAGAUGAUGACAACGACAACCACAUGCAAAAAAAAAAAAAAAAAAAAAAUUGGCAUCGGAUGAAAUGGGAAAAAAAACAAACAAA
Molecule: messenger RNA, 2319 nt
Organism: Psammomys obesus (fat sand rat)
Lineage: Eukaryota; Metazoa; Chordata; Mammalia; Rodentia; Muridae
Gene: Camk2b
Product: calcium/calmodulin dependent protein kinase II beta
Exons: 24
Coding region: 58-2058 (666 amino acids)
Biological process (GO): protein phosphorylation
Cellular component (GO): neuron projection; cytoplasm
Molecular function (GO): calcium/calmodulin-dependent protein kinase activity; ATP binding; calmodulin binding
Source: RefSeq, a predicted model, not a curated record